Messenger RNA from Hemicordylus capensis (graceful crag lizard), 1148 nucleotides. RefSeq lists its product as uncharacterized. The transcript is spliced from 6 exons. The record is from RefSeq and is a predicted model, not a curated record. The coding region runs from base 1 to 861 and encodes 286 amino acids. Lineage: Eukaryota; Metazoa; Chordata; Lepidosauria; Squamata; Cordylidae.
AUGCGUAAGGAGGGGCAGUGCUUCUGGGGAAGCCCAGCCCUGCAGAGAGGGCAGCCGCCUACCCCCCGCCCCCCCGCUGCAGCCAGCCGGGCAGGAGGGAAGCUCGAGAAGGCGCAGAGAGCGGAAAGGCUGGAGCGGGUCGAAGGAACCCAGGCGCCCCGCUGUCGUGUCCUAAGCCCCAGGAUGGGGAGACAGAAGGAGGAGGGUCUGAACCGCACCUUGGGGCUUCCAGUGGGGAAGAAGAGGGGCUGCUGCUCCGGGAUGGCAGCACUCCUAGCAGCCUCCAUCCUGAGCUCUUUCUUCCAGCCGACUCAGGCCUGGGAGGGUGUUGUCGUCAUGUUGGAACCAGCCAUACCCAUCGUAGGACAGGACGUCACACUGAUACCACGACCUGAAGCCAAGAGGGGAAGCUACCUUUAUAGUCGCUGGUACCGAAAAGAACGGCAGUGGCUCUGUCCGAGGACCCAUGAGCUGCCCAAACCAGAUGACAACACUGAGCGUGGAAGCUGUGGUGAAGAAGAAGGCUCCCUUCACGUCAGGAAUUUAAUGUUCAGUGACUCUGGAACCUAUUUUGUGUAUCUAAACCUAACAAAUACAUCCAUGGCUGGGGAAGUUUAUUUACAGGUCACAGAUCCUGCAGUUCCUCUACCAGUGUUGCCUCUCGGGAUCAUAAUUGCCUCCCUGUGUCUAAUCGCCGUUGCUGGGAGCCUGUUUUUCUACGUUCUCUGUAUCCAUCAUCAUCAUCAUGAUCGCCACAGUGAUGCACACUCCACACAAAUGAUUUCUACUCCUUCCGUGUGUGGGGAUGUCCCGUUCCCAAAGGCCCAGCCUGAGACGUGCUCUGAUACCAACCAGAAAUAGCAGAUGCUGGAACAUGGAGACCAGGAAAUGCAGAACCCACCUUGCCGCUUUCUCUGCACUGCUGAGUCAUCUCCUCACUUUCUCUGCACUGCUGAGUCAUCUCCUCACCUGCCACCACAGGCUCUGCUCUGCCUCUCCUGUCUCUUUUAGUUAGCAACAAUUCCUUCCAGGCUCUGUCCGGCAGGCCUGGCAAGCAACCUUUGCUCUCAAGACUGCAGGUGCAAAUCAGCACCUUCCUUUUUCAUGUAUUUAGUCAGUUCAUUAAAACUUGUUUAUCCCACCUUACC